Messenger RNA from Urocitellus parryii (Arctic ground squirrel), 619 nucleotides. It is a transcript of the gene Tmem210, whose product is annotated as transmembrane protein 210. Lineage: Eukaryota; Metazoa; Chordata; Mammalia; Rodentia; Sciuridae. The record is from RefSeq and is a predicted model, not a curated record.
CCUGCCUCUGAUCUGGCCAGGGCUCCUCCCUACCUGCCCCUUACUAAGACUCCUUGAAUCCAGGUGCCAGCCUGGAUGCUGAGGCCCUGCCCCCACCUUCCCUGCCUCACAGCCCCACUGUGAGGUCAGAGCCUUCCGACAAGUUCUGUCCACAGGUGUGCCGUGGGGCUGGGGGCUGGACAUGGCCCCCUGUCCCCAACCUGACUGCUGCCUGGCUGGCAGCCCCCUGGGCCUGAUAUGUCUGUCCCUUUUGCUCAUCCCUGCUGCAGCUGGAACCUACUGUGACUGCAGCCUGGGCCUCAGCCGCGAGGCCCUCAUCGCUCUCAUUGUGGUGCUGGCAGGAGUCAGCGCUAGCUGCUUCUGCGCCCUCAUGGUUGUGGCACUUGGAGUCCUUCGAGCCAAGGGUGAACCAAGCACCAGACAUGUGGACAACAGGUUGGUGGGGCACUUCGGGGUCCAGGAAGAUCGAAUGGACCUGCAUGCAGUGCACGUGGAGUCCCACCUUAUGGACCCUGAACUGGAGGUUUCCAUGAUGCCAUCACUGGAGGACCAUGGCCUCAUGACCAUCCCCAUGGAGGCUACUCUAGAGGAGCCGCCCCCACCCCCACCCCCUGAAUAG